AUGCCCAGAGCAAGCAAGACGGGCUCGAAGCAGCGACACGACCCCCUGCACGUCCAGCUCAACGAAGAUGAGAUAAAUGCUAAGUAUGGACGGAUCUCUCGCCCAGGGAAGCGAUCAAAGUCAAAGGGGAGAGUUGAAGACGAUGAGGAAGGCGGAGAGAUCAUCUUGGACCCAAAAACCUCAAGACGCAUAUUUGAACUUGCGCGAGAUCAGCAAGAAGAGCUCGGGGCAUGGGAAGACGACGACGAUGAGGAUGAGAAAGGGUCUGGAGACAAGCUGAGCUUUUCGGUUCCACGGAUACAAGAUGAGGAUGAGGAUGAAGACGAUUUGGAGCGUUUUGAUCAGGACGAUUACGAAGAAGACGUGGAAGAGAUCGAAGUGGAUGAGAGCGAUCUCAAAACCCUUGACGCGCUUUUACCUGCCAAUGCUGGAGAGCGACGAACACUAGCGGACAUUAUUUUCUCAAAACUAGACGAUAUAGAGUCAGGCAAAACGACUGUCAUCCGAAAAACGGCAGAAGACCCAGACAAGGCACCCGAUCCUGCAGCGGGACUUAAUCCAAAAGUAGUUGAGCUUUACACAAAAGUCGGCCUCGUGCUCUCCCGAUACAAGUCCGGCCCGCUUCCAAAACCGUUCAAAAUUAUCCCCUCCCUCCCCGCUUGGGCGCGCAUGCUCGCGCUCACGGGGCCAGAAAACUGGACGCCACAGGCAUGUCAUGCCGCGACGCGCAUAUUCGUAUCGCAGAUGAAGCCACCGCAAGCACGCGUAUUCCUUGAGGGCGUGCUCCUUGAUGCGGUCAGGGAGGACAUCCGACUGACACGCGAAGGCGCGCGGAAGAACAAGAAUCAUCGCAAGCUGAAUGUCCACUACUACGAGAGCAUGCGGCGGGCGUUGUACAAGCCUGCUGCGUUCUUCAAGGGAAUCGUGUUCCCACUAUUGACUACCGGGUGUACACUGCAAGAAGCAGCAAUUGUCGCUUCCGUGUUGGUGAAAGUCAAAGUACCGAUUAUGCACUCCGCGGCAGCUCUCAUGCGGCUCGCAAACAUGGAGUACUCAGGACCUAACUCGCUUUUCAUCCGAAUACUCCUGGACAAAAAAUACGCACUUCCAUACAAGGUUGUCGACGCACUUGUCUUCCACUUUAUUCGCCUAUCGAACACAUACAAAGCGCGACAAUCUGGCGACGCUGCAAAGCUGCCUGUAUUGUGGCAUCAAAGUCUGCUCGUGUUCUGUCAGAGGUAUCCUUCCUAUGUUCUUACUGCAAUCUCGACGGGCUCACGCGUCUUCGGUAGAUACGGGGCGGACUUGACUCCAGACCAAAAGGACGCAUUAUUAGAUGUCGUACGCGCAAAUCCCCAUCCUCAGAUCGGUGCUGAAGUUAGGAGAGAACUCGUUAACUCUGUCGCGCGGGGGGAACCCCGGCCUGACGGAGAUGAUCUUUCGGCGGGCAUAGUCUGGCGAGGAUUAUAG
This is a messenger RNA of Fibroporia radiculosa, 1470 nucleotides long. RefSeq lists its product as uncharacterized. The record is from RefSeq and is a predicted model, not a curated record. The coding region runs from base 1 to 1470 and encodes 489 amino acids. Gene Ontology annotation, cellular component: cytoplasm; preribosome, small subunit precursor; nucleolus. NCBI's taxonomy places the organism in Eukaryota, Fungi, Basidiomycota, Agaricomycetes, Polyporales, Fibroporiaceae. The transcript is spliced from 8 exons. Gene Ontology annotation, molecular function: snoRNA binding. Gene Ontology annotation, biological process: rRNA processing.